AUGUCGACCAAGUCCAGGGGAGUGAAGUCUGCAUCCAGAUGUUCCUCUAGCUGCUUCUGGGCUGUCUGGAUCACUGCAUCAGUGAAGCCAUCAUAUGACACCACCUCUUCCUCAGCAUCCUCCUCAUCGCAGGCUCCACCCAAGGCCUUCCUCCAACAGUUCCUCACUGUAGCCUCAGAGACUGCCUCCCAGGCCUUGGCUGUCUGGAAGGAGUCCUUCAGGGUCAGCUACUUCAGAUACGGCCCAUCUGGUGUUCUCGGGGUGCUGGCUGCUGGGUGGGUGCUGCAGUUGUCCAACAGCAAGACUGCCUUCUCUGGUAAGGUUCCUCAAGCACAGGUGCCUCCUCACACUGGGGACAAAGCCCUUGAAGAUCUCUGCAAUCAUCCAGCUACUCACAGAGUUGGAAUACAGCACCAGGAGGGUGGCUAUAUUCAUGUGGUGGAGCCACCUAGGGGACCAGAAUUUCCCCAUUGCCAAGGCCUUCACCUUGUGGGUCCUAGUAGCAUUGCAGGGUAUAUGGAACAAAUUCACAGAACUCAUGACUAUUUGGUAUUAGUUUACUGUCCAGAAUAUCACUCUGUAGUUCAAUCUCCCUACGUGAUGGCAGAUGUCACUGUUCUGGUUGAUAUGAUGAAAGAAGAAGAAAAACAAGUCAAGGCUCAGCUGGAGAAAUUUGGUGAAAUGCUCAAAAAUGCUGGUGUUGGAGGUAAGGUGAAGAGUGUCAACGGACGACCCGGAGAAGUGAUUGUAAAUGUGGCCAAAGAAGAGGGUGCUACUCUGAUUGUCACUGGUACCCGUGGGAUGGGCACUAUUAGACGCACCUUAGUCGGCAGCAUCAGUGACUAUGUUAUCCACCACUCUCCGGUUCCUGUUUUAGUCUGCAGAUCAAAAGAACUUCACCACCAACACCACAACUAA
Messenger RNA from Acanthosepion pharaonis, 918 nucleotides. Lineage: Eukaryota; Metazoa; Mollusca; Cephalopoda; Sepiida; Sepiidae. The record is from the annotation of a GenBank genome assembly.